CAUUUCCUGUCAGUGGCUAGUCAGCCCAAAGCAUACAUAACAGAGAUGAAGAUAAAGUGAAAUGGCAAAGAAAAAUGAUAAGCAAUCUGGUUUAACUGAGAGUAAACAAAAGUGACCAAAAGAGAGAGACUCACUGAGUCAAUGAUCGAUUUACAGUAGAUUCGUACUAAAGUAGAAAAUCAAUCACUCCAAAUGAAGACAUUGAGGAGGACUUCAACGGAGAAGUUACUGAUCUCUUUCAUUAUCAUCCUAUCUGCUUCAACAAUUACUUCAUCUACAGACAGAAAGCAGAGCACUGUAAUAUCUCCUGAAGAAGGUAAUAUGCUUUUUUUGAGGCUAGUACUGAAGAAACAUAGUUGGUAAGUUUGGACCAAGUGCCAGCUUGUGCCCAGCUGAAGAAUGAGGGAUCCUGAAUGACUCACCCAUUCUUCCCUAAAGCAGUUCAAUUCUACUGGAAGAUUAAAGAGCUUUCUCUAUGAGGCACUGUCCUGGGCUUUAUGCAGAACAUGAAGUUAAUAUUUCACUACCUGUACUGGUGGAUACAACGGCUGAGCUCUAUUGCCCUCCUGUGCUGUGGACAACUGUGGUGGUAGCAACAUGGGAAAUAGUCCUCAGAGACAAGGCCCCCUGCUUCAGAGCCUACAGGGCUGAUACAAAUGAGACCACAUCAGGAAACUGUACUGAUGAGAGAAUAAUCUGGUCCUCCAGACUUGACCAGAAUCCUGCCCUUCAGAUUGGUCCAGUGGCCAUCACUCAUGAUGGGUAUUACAGGUGUCAAAAGGUAGCACCAAAUGGGAAUUUCCAUCGUGGCUAUCACCUCCAAGUAUUAGUACCCCCUGAGGUGACCCUGGUUCAAAGCGAGAAUGGAACUGUGGUAUGCAAGGCGGUCGCAGGGAAGCCGGCUGCUCAGAUUUCCUGGACCCCUGAGGGGGACUGUGUCACUGAGCAAAACCCUCACGGGGGCAAUGGCACAGUGACUGUCUGGAGUAUGUGCUACUGGAAGGCCCGUCAUGUACCUAAUGUGUCCUGCACUGUCUCCCACGUGACUGGCAACAAGAGUCUCUUCUUAGAGCUGAAUCAAGGUGCCGGAAUCCUGGGAUUUCCAGCAUCAUACCUGCUGAUCAUUCUGUAUGUGAAAUUCCCUCUUUUCUUGGUUAUCUUGGUCAUCGUGGGAUUCCUCUACUUCCAGAGAACAGGUGAUCGCAGGAAAGCUCUUUAAAGAAAAAUGAAGAGGUCCUCUUUUGCUUUUCCUUCUUACCUCCUGGAUUUCAACAUGGAUGUGAUGACUGGAAGUCCAGCAGCCACAUUUGGCCACAGGAACACUGAAGAUGGAAUCCACUUGCUAAGAUGGUAGAAAAGAAAGAUGGAAGGGUUCUGGACCUUGAUGACCACAGAGUUCCCGUACCAACCUUAGACUACCUACCUUAAACUUUGGCGUGAGCUAGGAUAAACAUUUUUUGUUCAUGGCACUGUUAUUUUUGGUUUUUGCUCCAUAUGCAGUUGAGCUUAAGCUGAUUGAGUUUGCCAAUUACAAGCUUUGCUCUCAGUCUUGCAACACGGGUUAUGCUUUAUUCAUGUGCAUUUUCAUGGCCUGUUUUUGUUCUUCCUCUAGUGAUUAUGAAGCAAAUAAUAUUUAAUUCAUGUGUAUGGCCAUGGUCUGUUUUCAUUCCUCCCUCAGAGAUAAUGAAAUAUAUGUAACUUCAGAAUAUAGUAAUCAUAGGUGUGAGAGCCAUCUCUAAGACAGUUCCAGAAGAAUUUCUGGUUAUAUAAACUCAAGGGAUGCUUGUGAUAGGAAAUGGCAUUUGGGGAUAUGCAAAGAUGAUCUAAUAGUCAGCCAGUCCCAAGGCAUGAAAGGGCAUGUCUGCAUUGUAGAAUUGGAAAGAUAAAGAUACUGUUGUGGGCUUGUAGAGAAUAUGUGAGCCCAAGAAACAGAGGAACUGAAAUACAUGGGACAUUACCUAUCAAAUCUUUUUCCAUGAAAAAGACUCCAUCAUUCCCUGAAGAGAUUUAUCUGAAUUCAUGCUUCUUAUCUGUUCCCUUCUUACUGCCAUGAUUUUCUGGGAAGAGUGAAAAGCUAAGCUACUCCCUCUCAACUUCCUACAAGUGCAUAAAGACAAAAAAACAUUUUUUUAAUUUUCUGAACACAUAUAUGUGUGCAUAUAUACAUAUAAGACAAAUUAAUUGUGGUCCUAAACUGAGGGAAAUUGGGAAUAACUUUUAUCAAAACACAAUUAAGAGCCACUAGAGGGUGCUUCAACUUAAUUUUUUUAACUAUUUCCAAGCAAGCUAAAAUCUGACCCCAGACAGUAAUCUUGCUCUUUUUUUUCUUUUAUCAUUCCAUACAACUGUCCCUCCAUUUACUAAUUCUUUACGUCUUCUUAGUUGUUAAUUCUGAAACAAUUACAGAAGAAAGGGAAAGUGGUUUAAAUUAACUUAAGGAGAAAAGUUUUUUGUUUUUUGCUUCCAAACUUGAAUUGCAUUACCACUGUCACUUAAUUUUAGCUGAAACAUUUUGUUUAUCAAACAAGAUAGAGGUUAAGUAUUAACAGUCUCAUCUCAGGGAAAGGGGAAAUGUGAGAAUCUCUUAGUGGUUAAUCAAAGUUAGUACUCACUUAUUUCUUAAACUGGGAAGUUGAGAUCACUCCAUUCCCUAAAAAACAAAUAGCUGCUUGUUAGCCUUAAUGGCAGCAGAUGGUCAGAGCUACAAAUAAAAUUAGCUGGCCUUUUCUACUUCCUGGGUCCAACCCUUAUCUCCUCCCCCAUCAUCCUUAAGAGGCACACAUGGUAUUUUAAAGCUAGAGGGAAGCUGCAGAUAAAGUAGGCCAACUUCCUCAUUUUACAAAAGAGGAAACUAACACUCAGAGUAAACUGACCACUGGGUGUUACCAAGAAGCCAGCUGGAAUGUGGACUUGCUUUGCUUGCUAAUGAGAGCACGCAUGAAGUGGGCUUUAUAGUUUGUUUGGUUUGGACUGAGACUUAGGGUUCAAGAGAGAAUUUACCAAAGCCUUCGAAAGGAUCCUAAGAUGAAAAAGUGAAACAACACAUGAAAUAUUCAUGACAUUUACUAUCUUCAAGGAAAGACUGAAUGUUAUCAUGGUUAACAAUUGUCACCACAUGCCAAGGACCUCACAUGCCAAGUACAUCACAUCUAAACUGAGAAACAAGUGCAAUGGAGAGAUUUUAAAAAUUGCUUGUUUAAAUCUUAUUAUAGUUUUUUCUACAAUCUGGAUGUAAGAAAAGAGGCAUGAGAGGAAAAUUUGUCUGUUUAGGGAAAUAUACCAACAGUUUAGACAAAUAUACCAACAGUUUAGACAGAGAAGAGGGCUCAGGUUGUAGAAUGCACUGGAAAUAGCAAAAUAAAGGGAAAUAAAAUGAUCAGCAAAACUUAAAAAGUUUUCUUUCUGGGUUCUAGUAAGAGGAAUUUUGGAAGCUCUUGAGGAAUAAAUAGAAACAGAGUAGGCCUUUGCUACAAAAGCUCUUGAGAAAUAAAAGAAGAAAUAGAAUAGGCCUUUACUACAAAAAGAAUUGGUGUGUCAUAAAUUCUCUAUGAGGGGGUAGCUAAAGAAUAUUAGAAUUAAAGAUGCCUCUCUGUUAAUAUUUAGUUAAAAACUGUUAGACACAAUUGCAUGAUUAAUGGUGAUUUAGAAAUGAAGGAAGAGGAAACUCUGCCCACAUUUGGGGGGAACAGAACAAAGAGUGCAUAGUUGGCAGGCCUGGUGAUGAGAAAACAAGGAUGGCCAAAAAUUAGUUGGAAUUAGCAGUUUAGGGAGAGAGAUGACAAGAAGUCAGCAGAGGAAGGCAUGCACACCACUAGGCAUUUUCAAAAAGCUGGGGAGGGUGUUGCAGUUCCCCAAAUUACACUGGCCAGAGAUUCAGUUAUUUUAUUUGGCCAUUAAAGGAAAAAGAUUUUUCCAGAAGACUGGAACUCUUAGGGACCAUCGGGAACUGCAAGGAUGCUUAGGAAAAGAAGCUCACAGUCGACCAGCAGAAUUACUCCUUGAACUCCAAACACUUAACUAUAUUAUGUUCUGAUAAUAAGGAGAACUCCAUAAUCUCUGAAGGUCCUGGCUAGAUCUAGAAGUUGGCAUUCUCCUGCCUUCUUCCCAGUGACCUGUAGCUUAGAAUUUUCUGGACUAGAAGAAAGAAAGAAAUAGGAAGACUCAGAAAUUCUUAAAUUUCUAGACUUUUCUCUUUUUAGGGCACUGCAAGCUCUCUGCAUUCCUAAAUAGCCACAAUAGGUCAUAAAGAUGGUAUAGCAGAUGUGCCCAGGAUCUGUGUGUAACCAGGCCCAGUGAGAGUCAGAGUCCACAGUGUUCAGAUGGGAAGCAGUUCCCUCUGCUAUUUUUCUCUCUUAGAUUUGUGUCCACCUGUACUUCCUGGGUAGAAAGCUGAGCAUUUCCUUCUCAGUGCUGGCCAUAUGUCUACACUGAGAGCUGUAGUUCUGUCUAUUGCUAGCUUCCCACAUAUCUCUAGACACAAUUUAUACCUGAAAUGGUAUUGAAGGGCCAGAGGACCCCCAAAUUACAUUGUGGGGGUGGAAUGGAAUCUUUGCCAGAAGAGGACAGCAUAUCUCUCUAAAUUCCAAGGGGUGGUAUUUCUGUGGAUUGGAUGGAUGGAUAGAGAAAUCAUGGGAAAAACACAGUCAAGUCCUGGAAGCAGGGUCCAAAGGGCUAGGAUCUCCAAGGGUUUAUUUAAAUUGCUUUGCUAAGGCUACCUAUAGCACUCACUUUGAUGUAUUCUGAGUAAAUUAAUUCCUUCAUUCAUUAAAUGUUCAUUAAUUACUUGAUAUUUGUCAGCCAUUACACUAAGCUCUAAAAAUAAGUAAGUAAAAUGUGAAUCGAAUAUUAAAUAAAAUAUGAUCCUUAAAGAUUUCAUGGUUGGGAGUUCCUGUUGUGGCACAGUGGAAACGAAUCCGACUAGGAACCAUGAGGUUGCGGCUUCAAUUCCUGGCCUUGAUCAGUGGGUUAAGGAUCCUGCGUUGCCGUGAGCUGUUGUGUAGGUCACAGAUGUGGCUCAGAUCCCGCGUUGCUGUGGCUCUGGUGUAGGCUGGCAGUUGUAGCCCCAAUUCGAUCCCUAGCCUGGGAACUUUCAUAUGCCUGCCACAAGUGUGGCCCUAAAAAUAUAAAAGACCAAAAAAAAAAAAAAGAUUUCACAGUGAAGAAGAUAGGCAAAUAAGCAGAUCACUAAAAUCCAGUAUUGAUGUAUUAAAAAAGGUAUAUACCUUUAGCAAUCAAAGGAAGGAAUACUCAGUUCUUACUGAAGAUGUGGCUUGUAGUUAAGGAAAAGCAUUGGGUACAUUAUGAGGCUUUCAGCUGCAAGAAACAAAGUAGGACUCUGACAGUUAAUAAGGUCAUUUACUAUUUUACAUAAGAAGGCAUCCAGAAGUAGGGCCAACUUCAAGUCUGGUUGUUUCAAUGGCUUUACAAAGCCUUCAAGACUGGAUUUUAUCCUUUCUCUGCUCUGCUAUCAUCAGUGUCAGUGUUUGCUUCAUCCUCAAGCUGGACGUGAGUAGGUAGCAGCCAUCCCAAGGCUGUAGCCAGACACAGCAUGCCCAGAGGAAGAAGCCUGACCAUUUCUUCCCCAAACCCAUUUCUUCCUCUGAAGAGUGAGGACCAAGAGCCCCCAUAGGCUUCCUCUCUUGUCUGAUUGGUCAAAGUCACAGAUACAAUCUCUAGCAAAGGGGCUGAGAUUAUGCUUACACUAAUUAGGCCUUUCAUAGAGCUGGGCUAAGGUCAGUGCCUUUCACCAAGCAUUCACCCUGGUGGGAGGGAGUGACUAGAGACCUGACCAAAUUAGGGACUCUGUUAAGAAAGCAGAACUUGAGAAUGCAUGUGAAGCCUGGAUGAAGAUGAUAAUGGUCAAACUGAGUCCUAAAAUAUGCAGAGGAAUGCUACAGGUAGACAAGGGCAGGGAAGAGAAGACAUCAUGGAUAAAGGCAGGGAGCUGUGACAGGGUGUGUCUC
This is a messenger RNA of Sus scrofa (pig), 5963 nucleotides long. It is a transcript of the gene CD200R1L, whose product is annotated as CD200 receptor 1 like. Gene Ontology annotation, cellular component: external side of plasma membrane. Gene Ontology annotation, biological process: regulation of neuroinflammatory response. The record is from RefSeq and is a predicted model, not a curated record. Lineage: Eukaryota; Metazoa; Chordata; Mammalia; Artiodactyla; Suidae. Gene Ontology annotation, molecular function: signaling receptor activity.